UCUGAUAUAGGAUUAAGUGUCUCAUCAUUACCACUUGAAUAUAAAACCACGACGUAAUGAGAAGUUAUAUGUUGAACAAUCAAUGUGUUUUUGUCGAAGCGGUGAGUGUGGUUAGAGGCAAAAAGAGCAAAACCUAACGGGCAGAAUACAACUAAAUAAGAAGAUAUUUAAUAAACGGUAUAAUACAGGAACGUAUAACUUGGAGAUUACCAAAAUAAAAAAUGUCACCAGCUUUGUCAUGGCAGCAUAUGACUCUAGCUUUUGCAACAGUGGCAGUCAUAUCGCUCAUCAUGAACAUAAUCUCCAUUUCACUGUUAGCGAAGUUUCGAAUGGAUGUUGACGAAGCGUUGUCCCUGCUAAAAGAUGAUCCUGCAAACGGCGGACAUGGUUCCGGUAACUCAAGUACUGUGACUAAGAAAAUAGCAGCAUUGGAAAAAGAACUUGCUUUGCGACUGGAAAACCUGAACGUCAAAGUCGAGGCAGCGGCUAGCCAAAGAAAUGCACUGACAAAUAGUCUUGAUGAAGUAGAACUCUCAUUAGAGUGGAUGAAACUGGAAUUAGGUGAAGGAUGGAAAAAGGGUUGCCCCCAAGGCGGUGUAACUAAUGGCACAAUAUGUUACGUUGCACAUCGCGAAAAAGCGAACUACACUGAAGCUGUCGAAAGAUGCGAAAAAGAUGGCGGUAAACUGGCAACUAUACACGACCAGACGUUGCUUCGAACCAUAUUGAGCUACCUUCCGCCAGCACCAGUGUUAGUGGAUGCUAGAUUCAAUAUCGAAACAGGGUUAUGGAAAACAAGUGACGGCGAAGACGCUUCUUUUCUUCCGUGGUCCAUCAAUAACAAAGGCACUGGCGGUGAAUGCGUGUAUGCUUAUGGAGAAGGAUAUUCUCGAUGGCACUGCCAUGCAUUGCUCUAUUACCUUUGCAUGUACUAAUGUGUACCAAACAACAUACAGCUCUGUAUUAGAACAUCAUUGAUAGCUACCAAUUAGCUUUAUAAACAGACUCCGAUUUGCUAAGGAGAUCGAAGACGUGUUGUUUAAUUUGCGCAUAUAUGUACGCCUAAAAAUUCCCUGUAUCCUUCCAAAUAACCUCAUUCCGAAGCUCAUGUACAUUAUACGUACAUGCAUGUAGGUAGCGCUGUAUAUUAACAUGAUUAACUUUGAUAACACUUUCAAUAAAAAAUCAAAACGUCCUUUUACAGGUAUAGCAAAACCA
Molecule: messenger RNA, 1218 nt
Organism: Ciona intestinalis (vase tunicate)
Lineage: Eukaryota; Metazoa; Chordata; Ascidiacea; Phlebobranchia; Cionidae
Source: RefSeq, a predicted model, not a curated record